This is a messenger RNA of Gambusia affinis (western mosquitofish), 2135 nucleotides long. Its product is annotated as CMRF35-like molecule 8. Gene Ontology annotation, molecular function: signaling receptor activity. Lineage: Eukaryota; Metazoa; Chordata; Actinopteri; Cyprinodontiformes; Poeciliidae. The transcript has 10 exons. Gene Ontology annotation, cellular component: cell surface. The coding region runs from base 153 to 1367 and encodes 404 amino acids. The record is from RefSeq and is a predicted model, not a curated record.
UAGAGCAUAAGUCCUGUAGAAGAAAGGAGAAGCUGAAACCAUAAUUUAAAAAAAUAAAAGCAACAACAAAAAGAAAUGAUCACAGAUCUGACUUCCUGAGGAGAAACUUUAGGCCAACAUUAAUUUCAGUUCAAGCAGUUUUGAACUCCACAAUGAGGAUAUAUUUUACAACUAUUGUCUGGUUGCUGGCAGUCAGAGGAAGUUUACCUUCAGAAGUGAAGAAUAAUGGAGAAUCCCUCAACACUCCAUGCGAAAGUGCAACAGUGGACAAAACAUCAUACACUGGAGAUUCUGUUUCCUUCACCUUCAAAUAUCCACAAGCCGAUAAAAACAGCAUCAGACACUUCUGCAGCCUCGAUGGAAACAACAGCUGCUCAAAUAUAAUUUCAGUGCAGUUUUCAAGCUUCGCAGAACUGGCAAAGUUUUCCCUCAGCGAUGAUAAGCAGCAAGGACUGUACCAGGUGAACAUCUCCAUGGUGACUCAGCAGGAUUCGGGCAAAUACUGGUGUGCCUUGAAAACAGAUGAUUUCAACACUUGUUUACAGGAAGUCGUCCUCCAUGUUCUGACCACAGGAAGUUUACCUUCAGAAGUGGAGAAUAAUGGAGACCUCUUCAACACUCCAUGCGAAAGUGCAACAGUGGACCAAACAUCAUACACUGGAGAUUCUGUUUCCUUCACCUGCAAAUGUUCACAAGCCGAUAAAAACAGCAUCAGACACUUCUGCAGACUCGAUGGAAACAACAGCUGCUCAAAUGUAAUUUCAGUGCAGUUUAAAAGCUACACAAAACUGGUAAACUUUUCCCUCAGCGAUGAUAAGCAGCAAGGACUGUACCAGGUGAACAUCUCCAUGGUGACUCAGCAGGAUUCAGGCAAAUACUGGUGUGCCUUGAAAACAGAAAAUUUCAUCACUUUUUUACAGGACGUCGUCCUCCAUGUUCUGAGAACCCACACAACAACAACAACAACAACAGCCCAUGAAAAUGGAAACCAAGCAACAACAAAAGGAAUGAUUGCUGGUAUUGUGUGUGGUGUCGUGAUCGUGGUGGUGCUUGCAAUUGUCUUAAUACUUUGCAGACGGAAACUCUGCAACAGACAAGGGGAAACAUCGGAGCAGAGUACAAACACAAUACAAAGCCCAGAGGGAAAAGAUAGAGAUCACCAAUAUGAAGAGAUACAGAUCCAGAAACAACAAGCAAACACAGCCAGCACUCUUUAUUCUACAGUGAACCCACCUGCAGACCAGCUGCACUACGCCAGCGUCAAUAUCCAGGGCGGAGAUCCCCCCACUGGUACUGAUCAAAAUCCCUCUGCAGAUCCUCCAGCAGUGACCACUCUCUACUCUACCGUCAAAAAACCUGGAGAAUAGAGCAGCCAAACUUCCUGUUUUCUGAAACAUGUUGUAGAGAAUUUUAUCUUUUUCUUGGUAUGUAACAGUGGCGUCCCCAAAGGGGAGCAGAGAGAGGAACCAUUGAAACAUGCUGGCCACCACAAUGGUGCCCCAGAGAAAUUUAGUUCAAAUCUUCUUCAGUGAAGACAUAAAUGUAAACAGGCAAAGUAAAUAAAUGAAAUUCUAUAUUUUUUGUGUCUGUGACGCCCUAAAAUGGGCACCCUAUGAGAAUUUUCAGGGGCGCCUCUGAGACUUGGAGAAAGGGUGGAUCAAACCGCUGCAAGGAUUUUAAAGAAGGAAUGUCUUUGUUCAGGGAACCUUUUGAUUUCUUUUACUCCUAACCCAGACUUUAUGGGAUGGUGGACUUGAGGUGUUAGUGAACUAUGGGAAAUGUAGGCUGGAAUGGACAUGCUGAUUCUUUGUUUUAUUUGCCUGUGAAUAAGUGGAACUCUGCAGCUCUGGAGUUGGAACUGCAUCUGGAGUUUUUAUUUUACUAAUUUCAUGCAUUAAUGUCUAUUCUUUGGCCUUUUUGUCUUGAUUUUAGAUUUCUUGUUUGACUUCUAUCAAAUAUUGUAUCAGAAUUAAAAGCUAACUUCCCUUCAGAAAUAUUUUUUCCCUUAUUUGACAUGUAUUCUGAACCUGAGCUUCAUAAAUCACAAUGAAUUGCAACUGGAAAAGAAUCUUAGUAUUUUAUUUUUAAGAAAAAAAUAAUAAUUUUAUUACCCAUGACAUAUAUUCUUAACAAGA